GAGACCAAAUUCAUGCCUCCCCUAUCUCUUUUACCAUAAACGUCCAAGUACGACACAACUCAUUUUUACAAGACAUGCAAGCACAAACGUCACCCUCGCCCAAUGAUUACCUUGGACUGUCCGAACGUACCGGCCUGAAAACCCUUCCAGAUUCAGUGUAACCACAAUCCUGUCCUCUCGUGCUAUAAAUAUGAACCAACAUUCGGUAUUAAUCUUCCACCAUAAAAUAAGAAAAUUACAGAGUGAAUCUUAUACUAAACCAAUCAAACUAGAUAGCUAGCUAGCAACAGCCAUGGGAGAGGUCGACCCUGCUUUCAUUCAAGACAUCGACCACCAGCAUAAGGUGGUUUGUGCGAUUGCCGAGGCCAAGGGGAUCCCGUUGAUCGACCUCUCAGCUCUGAUCAACUCCCCCGAUGAUUGCCAGGCCAUCGAGGGCCUCAUGGCAGAGGUACGGAGUGCGAGCAAGGAAUGGGGAUUCUUCCUGGUCAUCAACCACGGAGUGCCAUUGGAGAAGCUGAGGAGGCUCGAGGAGGCUGCGCGGAAGUUCUUUGGCCAGCCCCUAGAGGAGAAGAGGAAGGUGAGGAGGGACGAGGUGAGCACGCUGGGCUACUACGACACCGAGCACACCAAGAACGUUAGGGAUUGGAAGGAAGUGUUCGACUUCACCUUGCACGACCCGACCCUGAUCCCGGCAUCGUACACGCCAGACGAUGAGGAGGUGACACAGUGGAGUAAUAAGUGGCCCGAGAACCUUCCUGAAUUGAGGGAAGCCUGCGAAGAGUAUGCGAAAGCGGUGGAGAAGCUCGCAUUCAGGCUGAUGGAGCUGAUUGCCCUGAGCCUGGGCCUGCCAGCGGACAGGUUCCAUGGCUUCUUCAAUGACCACCAGACCACCUUCAUGCGCCUCAACCACUACCCGCCUUGCCCAGCUCCUCAUCUGGCUCUCGGUGUUGGCCACCACAAAGAUUCCGGGGCACUGACCGUCCUCGCACAGGACGAUGUUGGGGGCCUAGAGGUCAGGAGGAAGUCUGACGGGGAAUGGAUCCGGGUCAAGCCCAUCCCCAAUGCUUACAUCAUCAACAUUGGUGACAUUAUUCAGGUUUGGAGCAAUGAGACGUACGAGAGCGUGGAGCACAGGGUGAUGGUGAACUCAGAGAAGGAGAGGUUCUCAAUCCCAUUCUUCUUCAACCCGGCUCACUACACAAUGGUCAAGCCGCUGGAGGAGCUCAUCACGAAGCAGAACCCAGCCAAGUACCGGGCGUAUAACUGGGGCAAGUUUCACAUCACCAGGACGCGCAGCAACUUCAUGAAGCUCAAUGUCGAGAACAUCCAGAUCCACCAUUUCAGGAUCCCAGAGAACAAGAACAAUUAAACUAAAUGAGGCGUGCGAGAAUUCGUUUGACAUUGUACGAUGUUGGCUUGUACUUGUAGUGAUAACAUGGACUCUGGGUUGUUGGUACAUUAGAAAGUACACUUGUCGGACGCAGUGGAUUUCCCUCCUAAAUAAUUAUCAAUAUAU
Punica granatum (pomegranate) is the source of this 1516-nucleotide messenger RNA. NCBI's taxonomy places the organism in Eukaryota, Viridiplantae, Streptophyta, Magnoliopsida, Myrtales, Lythraceae. The record is from RefSeq and is a predicted model, not a curated record.